AUUGGUUUGUCCAUUAUGGUUAUUAUGUCAGAAGCUUAUUUACAAUUUAUCAAACUUAAUGCUAUCCAACAAGCUUUAAGCUUCAAUACUGCACCAAUAACUUAUAAAAGAAAAAUCUUGAAAAUGGCUUUUGGUAUUUAUAGUCUCCUGGAGGCAAUUUUGUUGGUAGUUAAUGCAAUGGCAGUUUUAAAUGAAGAACGUUUCUUAUCAAAAAUUGGAUGGGGAAAUAAUCAUAUAGCAGAAUUCAGUAAUGAACCAAGCAUUAAAAAUCAGAUAUUAAAUUUGAUUCGUUCUGUUCGAUUAGUGAUGAGAAUACCUCUUAUUGCAAUUAACAUUUUUGUUAUUGUUGUUAAACUACUUGUUGGAUAGAAUACUUUUUUUUAUCUAAAAUUUUAAAUUUCUUUAACUUCAUGUAAACUUUCUUGGUACUUUUUAGGAGUAUGUUCUAGUCAAAAUUUUAGAUUGACUUUUGUUGUACUUUAUUAAUUCAUAUUGUAGAUGGUUAUAUAAAUAGCUGUAUCAUUAUAUAUUUUUAAA
Hydra vulgaris (swiftwater hydra) is the source of this 537-nucleotide messenger RNA. Lineage: Eukaryota; Metazoa; Cnidaria; Hydrozoa; Anthoathecata; Hydridae. The record is from RefSeq and is a predicted model, not a curated record.